Molecule: messenger RNA, 2029 nt
Organism: Liolophura sinensis
Lineage: Eukaryota; Metazoa; Mollusca; Polyplacophora; Chitonida; Chitonidae
Product: polypeptide N-acetylgalactosaminyltransferase 5-like
Exons: 12
Coding region: 47-1651 (534 amino acids)
Biological process (GO): protein O-linked glycosylation
Cellular component (GO): Golgi apparatus
Molecular function (GO): polypeptide N-acetylgalactosaminyltransferase activity
Source: RefSeq, a predicted model, not a curated record
UGGAGAUGCCGAUGAAAUAAAAGGACAGCGCCAGGAAAAUGUUAACAUGCUGGGUGGCGACAAGACCGCAGAAAAUCAGGCCUCACAAAGCCCCGAGGAAAUUUUGCGCCAAGACCUACUUUAUCUGCACGUGAAUCAUAGCUUACAGUUUUUUGACAAACCAUCCGGGGAGUACAUGGGGAGGAAUGGCAGGAGAGUAAACGUGGACAAGACCAAAUUCUCCAAGGAGGAACAGAAUGAAUUUACCAGAGGAUGGAGCUUAAAUAAGUUUAACCAGUAUGUGAGCGACCGUAUUCCUAUGCAUAGAAACCUGCCAGACAUGCGCCAUAGGAGUUGUAAGAAGUCCUUUGGAGAAGAUCUACCUCAAACCAGUGUCAUUAUCUGUUUUGUGAACGAGGCUAUGUCGGUUUUACUGAGGACCAUUCACAGCGUACUCGACCGAUCGCCAUCACAUCUUGUAAGGGAGAUAAUCCUGGUAGACGACUUCUCAGAUCUACCUCAUUUAAAGCAACCGCUGGAGGAUUAUGUCGCCAGACUUGGCAAGGUACGAGUGAUCCGCACAGAGAAGCGUGAGGGCCUCAUCCGGGCACGUCUGUUGGGAUAUUCCCACGCUAAGGCUGAGACACUCACCUUCCUAGACUCGCACGUAGAAGUGACAGAUGGUUGGCUGGAGCCUUUACUAGACCGCGUGGGUCAGAACUGGACAAAUGUCGUUACACCUCUCAUCACAUCCAUCAACAACGCUGACUUCCAUUUUGGUCGCUGGAGUCAUAACAACAUCUACGUGGGCGGAUUCGCCUGGAACCUUCUCUUCAUUUGGGAUCUGUUUGAGAACCCUUUUGAUGCAAACAAUCAAAUUCAACCACUGAGGUCGCCAACGAUGGCUGGAGGACUGUUUACCAUCCACAAGGAUUUCUUCACUCGCAUAGGUACAUACGAUCCAUCGUUGGAUUUUUGGGGCGGCGAAAACUUGGAACUUUCCUUCAAGAUCUGGAUGUGUGGGGGAAGCCUGGAAGUACUCCCGUGCUCAAUUGUCGGCCAUAUUUUCAGGCAGUCCUCACCAAUAACAUGGGAAGGUAAAAGUUUCCGUGUAUUGAGUAAAAACUUGAUUCGAGUGGCCGAGGUCUGGAUGGACGACUACAAAGACAUAUUUUACCGAAUAAGUGGGAGGAAACCGGUUGACUACGGAGAUGUGUCAGAGAGGAAGGCCCUGAGGGACAGACUGAAGUGUCACAGCUUUGAGUGGUAUCUUAGGAACGUCUACCCCUUCCGCUAUAUACCGGCGAGUACGCCAAUCGGAGUGAUCCAGAACAAAGCCGUGCCUAAGUGCAUCCUGGGGUUAACAAAGGGGAAGGCCAUCGCCGCAAGCUCCUGUGACAGCAAUAGAUUCCAGCUGUUUUGGCUCUCACAGGACAGCUCAAUUCAGUCAGAUAUCGGCUGCGUGGAUUACUCCGGGCAGAAGCAGCCCGUCAUGCUCACCUGUCAUCACAAGAGGGGCAACCAGGAAUGGCAGCUGCGAAAGGACGGGUCACUUUACCACGUUGUAAGCGCAAAGUGCAUGGAAAUGUCAGUCGGUGGAGGCAGUGUUGAAAUGCUACCGUGUCGGGAUAUCGAAAGACAAAAAUGGAUUCUACCUAAAAGAGGCAGCUGAUCAAGGAGAGACAACUUCUCAUAUUCUGUCCUCCAGGUGGCGCUCUAAUCUAAACUGAAGAGCGCUAUAAUGACGUAAACACCAACGUGUGUUGUAGGGCAUGAAACGAACGGAAUAUCUAUGCUGUUUUGGAAGGUAUUUAUAUGCACGAUGGAGCACACUUGUAACGUACAAAGUCGCCCAAGCUCAUGUUUAGCGAAUGGAGAUUGCUAAGUAACUAACAUAUUAUGUAUAGGGCGUGCGUGGUUUGCAAUUUAUUUACGAAUGCAAUGAAAACUCGUAUUGGUUUUGUAUGUGUUUCUUGGUUUGAUUCAUCAUGGAUUGAAGUUUAGACAGUUAUGAAAAGAGAAAAAUAUAAAAUCAUAAUCAAACAAAAAA